Molecule: messenger RNA, 3721 nt
Organism: Polistes dominula (European paper wasp)
Lineage: Eukaryota; Metazoa; Arthropoda; Insecta; Hymenoptera; Vespidae
Product: growth factor receptor-bound protein 14
Biological process (GO): signal transduction
Source: RefSeq, a predicted model, not a curated record
AUCUACAAAAAGUGAAAAAAACAAAAAACGAAAAAAACUAAAAAGAAAAAAAAAAAAUAUGAAAAAUAUCGUGAGAAAAAGAUAAAGUAAAAGAUCUUCUCAGUAAUACGAAGGAGGAAAUCGGUGAAACGUGUGAUGCAACUUUUCAAGAACUAUAAUACAUAUACAUAUAUGUAUAAUAUAUCUAAUGUAAGAUAUCAUAGAACGAUGAAUUCUUAUCUCGAAUGGUGGUGUGGGGGAAAUGAAGAAAAUGAAAGAGACUUAUAAGAGAAAACGAGUCAUUCCAAAUUUGUUCUCAUGUGUGAUUCAACGAUAUAUCAUCAAAGAAAAUAUAUGAAAGAUCUUAAUUUGACAAAGUGUGUGUUCUCUGACUUGUUAAAGUGAUGCUGGAUUAGAUAAUAAUAGUAGUAAUAACAGUAGUAGUAGUAGUGUGUUGGUGUGAUGAUAUGAUGGUUGAUAGUGAUUGUGUUAUCGAUCAACAAAAAUGGAUAUUACGAUUAUUCGAAUUUCCCUGCAUUGGAAAAGUCCAGCACGAGUAUAUAUACCUAACCUUAUACUGUCAAUUGUUUUUUCUUCUUUAUAUUUGCGAGGAAAUUCUCGAGCCGAAAGCAAAAUAAAAACAUCCAGCAAUACAUUCGACACUUCAAGAAGAAUAGACAGAGAGAGAUUUCUAUUCCCCUUCCGUUCUUCAACGAGCUAACGACAACAACAAAAAUUCGUCGAUAUGAUAGGAAGCUGUUCAACCAGUUCAGAGUCUUCGCUGUUAGAUGGCGCCACUCGCGGUACUGUCCCUACUCUUAUCAAGGGCAACGUUAAGGUCUUACCUGAAUUUCAUUUAUCCGAAUCUAAAGUCAAACCAAACACCAACGAUGAGGUCAGGGUUUUCAAAACUUAUGAAAAACCCAUUACUUAUGUUGUACGUCCUGUUGAAAGGUGCAUACGAAGACACAUUUAUUAUAAUGACAGCAUUAAUUAUUCGAUUAAUAAUCGAUUAUCCGAAUCUCAAAUUCCCAUCAACAGCGUGGAAGAGGAUUCUAAUCAUCUCAAUCCUGCCAAUUUAAUAUACAUGGGUUUUUCUAGAUUGAUACGGUCUUUCAGGGAUUUAUUAUCAAUCAAUUCUAGAAACCAUGAACACCAUGGGACACGAUGGUUCUCUGAUAUUCAUGGAAGAAGAUGCUUUAACAUUUCCAAUUGGUUUCCAAAAAUGUGUUCCUGUCUCGACAGCAGGUCAACAGCGACCGGUGGCCGAUCUGCAACAACAAGGGAAAGUACCUACGAAAGGCUCAGUUCAGCACCUACGAUUUUUGAAAUCAGCAGAAUGAUGCAAAGAGCACGAAGAAGGGUCAAUAGUCAAACUGAAGAAUUAGAAGUUUUGGAUCAAGAAAAACAGGAAGAACUAAGAUUUUACAACGACGACGAAACAUGGACUGCAGUGGUCGUCGAAAAGAAUUUACGUUGCAUCGAUUUAUGCGAACUUCUUAAAGUUAAAAAGAACGUAUCAGGAAUUGCAUGGUCUAUCGUUGAAACAUGGCCUGAAUUAGGAUUUGAACGAACGUUGGAAGACCACGAGGACAUAUUGGCUGUACAUAGAGAAAUGGAAACGUUUGCACCACAUCACGAAAGAAAAUUUUACUUCCGUCAGGACUUUCUUAAAUACGAGUUCUUCAUUAAACCAAAGCAAUUUUUCCCUGCAGAAAUGGUUGCCUUUCCUAACGUUGAGGAUAUUGGAACAUUUGCAGAAGUGGAAAGUGCCUUAAGGGCUUACCUGUCCCGCGAUAACGGCGAGUGCCCGCAGGUGUACAGUCCGGUCUGGAUGAAGGACGGGAGCUCGACAACUUGGAAAAAGCUGUAUAUGCUGUUACGAGACCGGAAACUCUAUACGAUGAAGAAGAAUACCGGAGCAUUUCCAAAACGGCCAACAGAAAGCGAUUUGCUGAACCCAAUUGCUCGGCUUUCGGACUAUCACAUAUACAGAAUUCCCAACGCAAAGAAAUAUUUUACCGCCCCAUUCGAGUGGGGCGCCUGUCUUAGGCCAAGUAGCAACUCUGAGGCCGAAGACACGGAAACUGGUGAGCACGGGCUCAAGGUUAUCGCCUUUAACAGCGAAAAGGCACGGGCUUGUUGGCUUACAGCCAUGAGGCUCGCCAAGUACGGAAAACAGUUAAGGGAGAACUACAGGGCCUUCAAAAAUAAGCAGUGUGAACAACCAUCAGGAAGCCCUAAGGAUCAAUUCGGGAAUUACAACGUCACCAACGAAUCAGUGAGAUCCCGUGUAGCAAUGGACUUUACUGGUAGCGUUGGUAGGAUAGUUGAAGAUCCAAAGGAAGCAAAGGACAUAGCCGAGAGUGAAGGUAUAAUCUGGCGACGAAGAUGGAGGCCUUUUUCACGUACACCAUCAGGCUGUGCAAUGGUCAGGCUUCAUGGUCUUGAUGGUGGUAUACACGUUCUCCAACCUUGGUUUCAUGGUGGCCUCAAAAGGGAUAUCGCGGCUGCCAUUAUUAGGGAUCAUGGCUCGGUUGAUGGAGUCUUCCUGGUUAGAGAGAGCAAAAGCAAUCCUGGGGCCUACGUCUUGACUUACAAGUACAGCGACAAGGUCUUUCACGCUCAGAUUCAGCCGGUAUACGACGAAAGACGCAACUGUUGGUUGUACACAUUGGACAAGGGUGCUACGAAAUUUUACGAUCUCCUACAAUUGGUUGAAUUUUACCAAUUGAAUUCGGGUUCUUUGCCAACUCGUCUAACCCAUUACGUUCAAACCGGUGUACCAACGCCAAUACCAAGGCCCGAAGAUGGAGGUGCAUCACCGUCACCUGCUGACGCCACUCAAAGAUUCAGCGUUAAGACAGAAUCAGCGAGUAUUUGAGUAUAGGAGAACCAGCGACCCGUUACUGUGAACGUCGAACAUGUAGUACCAUCAUCAACAACUACAACUACUACUACUACUACUACUACAACUAACAGAAUUGUUAACGUUCCUUCAGAUAUUGAUGAUAAUGAUAAUAACGAGGAAAAUCUUCUCGUUAAUAACAACAAUAAUAUUAGAAAUAACAACAACAGAAUAAAUGUUUUAGCAGAACCAAGAAGGGCUACGUUAAAUGGUACACCAACUAUCAUAACUGUUGUUGACGUAAUAGAAAAUCAUCAUCAUCGAUUGGAACGACGUCAACGUUACAAUUUAAAUGAUGAUAAUAAUGUGCACAAAUUAAAUGGUCAUUUUCGACAACAACAACAACAACAACAACAACAACAACAACAACGAGAACAACAACAACAGGAAAGACGUUCGAAUACACGAUCGGGUUGCUGGAAUCUUUGCCUUUGCAGUUACAAGUGGGACUUGUAACUCUCACUUUUAUUAUUAUUAAUAUAUUUAAUUCAUUGAAUCUUCAAACAACCAAAAAAAAAAUAAUAAUAAUAAAUAACGUCACUUUUGCAAUCAUCUCUACGACGAUACGUUCCUACAUCUCAUCAAUUUUGAGUAAAGAAGAGGAGGAUUCAUAUUUUUUUUUUUUUUUUAUUUCAAAAGAGGCUCGCCAUUCAAAUCUUUCAAACUUUUUGGAACGAGUUUGAUUGAUUACCUGUGUUUAAUUAAUUAUAUGACGUGUCGUCGUAUAUUAUAAUUCGGGGGAUGAAGAUUAACAUGAUUUUGUGUUUGUUCUUUUCUACGAACGAUUAUAACUCGAUGUUUAAAAAUAAUCGAUCUUUCGACCCUCCGUCAAUC